This is a messenger RNA of Prorocentrum cordatum, 1607 nucleotides long. NCBI's taxonomy places the organism in Eukaryota, Dinophyceae, Prorocentrales, Prorocentraceae. The record is from the annotation of a GenBank genome assembly.
CCGAACUUGAUUAUCAUUGGGCCAAGUACCAAUCGUAGCUGGCACCUUGGUAUCAUGUGGGCAUCUUGGUAAUAUCCGUUGCCGUUUUGGCUCAAGCCGUCCUCUCCUCGAGCGGCGCGGCAGUGCCGCCCCACCACCCGGCUGGCGCGCGUAAGAAGGGGGGCCCGCGUUGCCCCGCCCAGCCGCCGCCGCAGCGGGCCGCCGAGUCGAGAUGAAGGUGAAAGUCCUCCAGCGCAGCGAGCAGGAGUUCACGAGCCAGACUGGCGGCAUCGCCAGGCGCUUCUCGAAUCCGGACCCCGCGCUGCACCCGUUCGAGCGGGCGCGCGAGUACCAGCGCGCGCUGGUCGCGGUCAAGAUGGAAAAGAUCUUCGCAAAGCCUUUCAUCAAGUCCAUGGAGGGUCACACCGACUCCGUGAAGUGCAUGUCGCUUGCCAGAAGGGCUGGUGCGCCGUUGGUUAGCGGCAGCUGCGACGGCGAGCUGAGAAUUUGGAACCUACAGCACCUGACCUGCGGGGCGACCGUCACGGGUGCGCACGAAGGCUUCGUGAGAGACGUGGUGGUGAGCCCCGACGGCAGGCGCGUGCUGUCCUGCGGUGACGACAAGGCCGCGAGGAUGUGGACCCUGAAUGCCCGCCAGAGCAGCCUUGUCAGCGAGCCGGAGGUGAGCUACAGCAUGGCGGCCAUACCGAAUUCCAUCGACCACCACUGGGCGAAGCCCAUGUUUGUCACCGCAGGCGACACGGUCGACGUUUGGGACUACCAGCGAUCCGCGCCCCUGAGCUCGUUCGAAUGGGGGUGCGAGCGCGUCAUCGCGAGCCGCUUCAACCCCGCGGAGCCUGCCCUGUUAGCUUCCACGGCGGUCGACCGCUCCAUCGGCCUGUACGACCUGCGGGGCAAUUCGGCCAUCCGCAAAGUGAUCUUGAAGAUGCGGUCCAACGCCAUCGCGUGGAACCCGAUGCAGCCGAUGAAUUUCACGGUCGCGAACGAGGACUGCAACCUGUACACCUUCGAUAUGCGGAACCUCACGCAGGCCAUCGGUCGGCACUGGGAUCACGCCAUGGCGGUGCUGGACGUGAGCUACAGCCCCUCGGGCCAGGAGUUCGUCUCCGCCAGCUACGACGCCACCGUGCGGCUGUGGUCCAUAGACGGACAGCGCUCGCGGGACGUAUACCACACCAAGCGCAUGCAGCGCGUGUUGUGCUGCGCCUUCUCGUCGGACGGCCGCUUCGUGCUGUCUGGCUCGGAGGACACCAACGUGAGGGUGUGGAAGGCGAAAAGCGACCAGAAGCUGGGCGUGAUGGUGGACCGCGAGAGGCAAGCUGUGGCCUACCGCGAGGCCCUCAAGCAGAAGUUCCAGCGGCUGCCCGAGAUCAGCAGGAUAAAGCGGCACGUCCACGUGCCUAAGGUGAUAAAGAAGAUAACGGAGAAGCGGCGGAUCAUGCGGGAGGCGAGGGCGCGUAAGGACGAGAAUCGCAGGAAGCACUCCAAGCCAGGAGCGCACCCUCACGUGAAGAUGAAGAAGCGGCAUGUCGUGAAGGAGUUGGAGUGACGCGGUUUGCUCCCAGACAGAAAAAAAAACAUGUGGGCAUCUUGGUCAUAUCGUGGAC